CCUGACUGGGGCUGGAUGAUGCAAGAGGCUGGAGAGCAGGGAAUGCAAGUUAAGGAAGUUGUUUCAAUUUGUGAUUUUUUGGGGAUUUUUUUAGGCACAAACAGAUAUUUCCAGAAAGUAGCAUUGGAAAAUAAUUUGAAAGUAAUUUUUGUUGACUGCACAAAACCAAAAUGCCUGGAAGCUGCAAUUACACCAGACACCAAGCUGGUUUGGCUGGAGACUCCCACGAACCCCACGCUGAAGGUGAUCGACAUCAAAGCCUGCGCAGACAUCGUGCACAGGCACCCGGGGGUGCUGCUGGCAGUGGACAACAGCUUCAUGUCUGCCUACUUCCAGGUGUGUCACCUGCCCCAGGGCAGGGGGAUUGGGAAAGGGGUUGGGAAGGGAUCAUAUCAGGAUACAAGGAGACCAAGCUAAGCCCUGGUGUUGUCA
This is a messenger RNA of Sturnus vulgaris (Common starling), 432 nucleotides long. The record is from RefSeq and is a predicted model, not a curated record. NCBI's taxonomy places the organism in Eukaryota, Metazoa, Chordata, Aves, Passeriformes, Sturnidae.